AUGGCUUCAUCCGUUUCUCGAAGUUUACGUAUUCGCAGCUUCUAUGGCUCCCUUACUGCUCAAUGGCGUUUCAAUAGACCCUCGUUUCACAGCCUUCCCGAAAAUUCCCCUACUUUCCCAUUGGAUUUUUGCAGAGAUGAUCAAUACGGAAAGUACCCAGCUUUUGCUGCAAUCAAUUUCAGAUUUUUGUGCACGACUGCCACUGGUAGCAGUAUUAAUCCAUCAAAUUCAAAUGCGCCUGGAACUGGAACAUCGGAUAGUGGAUCGUCGGAGGGUAAUUCUGGAAACAGUAAUGAUGGCAAGAGUUCUGGUGGAUCGCAAGGGAAGCCUGUUCGCGGUGGGCCUGUUUCGUGGAUGAGCUUCUUUUUGCUUCUUUGCACGGGAGCGGGAUUGGUUUACUACUAUGACAGGGAAAAGAAGCGGCACAUUGAAGGAAUAAAUAGCACUUCAAAAUCUGUGAAGCAGGGACCCUCUGUUGGGAAAGCAGCUAUUGGGGGUCCAUUUAACCUCAUCGACCAUAAUGGGAAAGCUGUAACUGAUAAGAACUUUUUAGGGAAAUGGAACUUGAUUUAUUUUGGCUUCACUCACUGCCCUGAUAUAUGCCCGGAUGAGCUACAGAAGCUUGCUGCUGCAAUUGAUAAAAUAAAAGAAAAAUCUGGAAUGGAAGUGGUGCCCAUUUUCAUUUCAGUUGAUCCAGAAAGAGAUACCGUUGAACAAGUUCGUGAGUAUGUCAAAGAAUUUCAUCCAAAGUUGAUUGGGUUAACUGGUAGCUCAGAUGAAAUUAAGAAAGCUGCGCGUGCUUAUCGAGUGUACUAUAUGAAGACAGAAGAAGAAGGUUCAGACUACCUUGUUGAUCACUCGAUAGUCAUGUAUCUGAUGGACCCAAAUAUGCAAUUUGUCAAGUUUUUCGGGAAGAAUGUAGAUACUGAUUCACUUGCAGAUGGCGAGAUUCCGCUUCCUUGUGGAAAAUUGAGAAGUGAAAACAGCAUAAUCUUGCAACUGGGUUUUCUUGUGCUAAGUUGCAGAUGGCGUAAUUCAAGAGAUAAAGCAACACAAAAUGGAAAAAGCAUAAUUCUUCAUUCUUCUGCUUGA
Molecule: messenger RNA, 1092 nt
Organism: Fraxinus pennsylvanica
Lineage: Eukaryota; Viridiplantae; Streptophyta; Magnoliopsida; Lamiales; Oleaceae
Source: the annotation of a GenBank genome assembly